AUGAAUGGACGCACUGCCACUGCACGGAGUUUAGGGGGCAAUGAAAUGGCCACGCUGACCACUGACUGCUUCGACUAUUGCCCGAUGACGUGUGAACGUGUUUUGUGUUUUAGUGAGUUAUUUUUUAUCAAAGAGCCCCACGAUGUUACUGUCAUGCGGAAGGAUGCCGUUAUAUUGGACUGUCAGGCGCACGGAGAGUCGCCUAUUGCCAUCAGGUGGCUUAAAAAUGGAGUAAAAGUUGCAGAGAAUGACCGCGUCUACAUUCUCUCCAACGGCUCACUUUCUAUUUCGGAGGUGGAGAGCAGGAGAGGAGACAAAUCAGAUGAAGGGUUUUACCAGUGCCUCGCUCAGAACAAGUAUGGAGCCAUCCUGAGCCAGAAAGUCUGUCUUACAAUUGCGAGUAUCUCCCCCUUUACAAAUCAGCCAACUUCCAUUGUGGUGACAGAAGGAUCAGUCGCCCGUUUCACCUGCAAAGUUACUGCAAGCCCUCCACCCAUCAUCACCUGGGAGUUCAAUCGGGUCACGUUACCGCUGACAACUAAAAGAAUCACAGUCCUGCCCAGCGGCGUUUUGCAGAUCCAUGGGGUGGAAAAAGGGGAUGCUGGGAACUAUCGCUGUGUGGCGACCAACAUCGCCAACCGUCGCCGGAGUACAGAGGCAACCCUCACUGUCACUCCAGCUCCAAGCCCCAAACUGCCUCAGAGGCCUCGUAUCAUCGCUGGGCCCCAGAAUGCCACUGUGUCCCUGCACCAAAGUGCCAUCCUGGAAUGCAUGGCUACAGGGAACCCCCGACCCCUCAUCUCCUGGAGCCGAGCCGACAGCAAGUCCAUUGACGUGUUCAACACCAAGGUGCUGGGCAAUGGCAACCUCAUCAUCUCUGACAUCAAACCCCAACACGGAGGAGUGUACAUGUGCAGAGCAACUACCCCUGGCACGCGUAACUAUACCAUCGCCACAGCCAACAUCACUGUGCUAGCGCCUCCGACCUUGGUGGAGUGGCCGGAGAGCCUGACCCGUCCGCGUGCGGGCACGGCCCGCUUUGUGUGCCAGGCUGAGGGUGUUCCCCUGCCCCACAUCACUUGGCUGAAGAACGGAGAGAAGGUCCACUCCAACGGACGCAUCAAGAUGUACAACAGUAAACUGGUGAUCAACCAGAUCAUCCCUGAGGAUGAUGCCAUCUACCAGUGCCAGGUAGAGAAUGAGCAGGGCUCUGUGCUGUCCAUGGCCCGGCUCAUAGUGGUGAUGUCAGAGGACAGGCCCAGCGCGCCCAGGAACAUCCGGGCUGACACUGUAUCCAGCUCCGCCAUCUUGCUGGCCUGGGAGAGACCACUGUACAACUCAGACAAAGUGAUUGCCUACUCUGUGCACUACAUGAAGGCUGAAGGUUUGAACAAUGAGGAAUACCAGGUUGUCAUUGGCAACGACACAACCCGGUACAUUAUUGAUGACCUGGAGUCAGCGCGGAACUACACCUUCUACAUCGUGGCCUACAUGCCCAUGGGAGCCAGCCGCAUGUCAGACCAUGUGUUCCAGCACACCCUGGAGGAUGUGCCCCUGCGUGCCCCAGAGCUCAGCCUCACCAGCCGCAGCCCCACAGACAUCCAGGUGUCCUGGCAGCCCCUUGCAGCCAAGCUAAGCCGAGGCCGGGUGUCGGCCUACCGCUUGUCCUAUCGUACCAGUGCCGACCAGGCCAUCACUCAGCUGGAGCUUCCUGGGGAGAAAACCAAGUAUCUGCUGGAGGGCCUGCAGCCCGACACCAUCUACCUCCUCCGCAUCGCUGCAGCCACUAGCGUGGGCUGGGGGGAACAGUCAGCCUGGACCUCCCACCGUACCCCUAAGGCGUCCAGCGCCAAAGUGCCUCUGGCCCCUGAGCUACAGUUGGAGCCUCUGAACUGCACCACCAUCAUAGUGCGCUGGCAGCUGGCACCAGGAAACUCUGUCAGCGUCCAGGGCUACAGGCUGUUCUACCACGAGGAGAGCCAGGCUGAGAGUUCCCCCAUCCAGCUGCGUGUCCAGGACAACAGGCACACCAUUGGAGGCCUGGACCCGAGGAAGAAGUACCAUGUGAAGCUACUGGCGUUCAGUUUUUUAGGAGAUGGCUACCAGGCAGACCAAACUAUCAGCACCCCUGGAUGUGUCUCGGUCCGUGAUCGUAUGGUGCCCCCUCCACCACCCCCUCACCACGUGUAUGCCAAGGCCAACAGCUCGUCUGCCGUGUUCCUCCACUGGGGGCGUCCAGCAUUCACCUCCAGCCAGAUCGUCAACUACACCAUCCGCUGUAACCCUGUGGGCCUUCAGAACGCCUCCCUGGUACUCUACCUGCAGACUGCUGAGAAGAACAUUCUGGUCCCGGACUUAGAGCCCAACACCAGGUAUGAGUUUGCUGUCCGCCUGCACCUUGACCAACUGUCCAGCCCCUGGAGCCCUGUGGUCUACCAGAGCACUCUGCCUGAAGCUCCUACUCUGCCACCGUCAGGUGUGAAAGUGACUCUGAUCGAGGACGACACAGCGCUGGUGUCAUGGAAACUUCCAGAUGAGCCCAACUUGGCGGUGACACGUUAUACCAUCCUCUACGCUUCCAGGAAGGCCUGGGUAGCUGGAGAGUGGAAGGUGCUGCAGAGGGAAGGGAGCAUCACCAUGGCUCUACUGGAGAACCUACAGCCAGGGAACAUCUACCUGGUCAAGGUGUCUGCGUCCAACGAUAUGGGAGACGGGCCGUUUUCACACACCGUAGAACUGGCUGUGCAGAACGAUGGCUCCACCUCCGGUCACAACCCCAGGCGCUCCCAUGGCUCAGCUACAGUGUUCUCUGGUGGCUUCUACCACCUGGACCAGAAGUCGAUGACCGGGAUCAUCGUGGGGGUUUGCAUUGCACUGAUCUGCAUCAUCAUCUGUGCCUUCAUCCUUGUCUGCAGAGGCAAAAACAGGAAAUCUUCUGCUACUAAAGCCAUCAUGCAGGAGGCUGGUCAGGUCCCCUCUGCUUCGGUCCACCUGGGCUCUGAGGGCCAGGCUGAGAAUGCUGAUGUCAUGGUGCCAAUGAUGAGAGCAGACCACUUCAUUGAUGCCAAGGGUGGAACAAAUCUGAUCAUCAAUAGCCUCGGACCAGUUUAUCCAAUCACUGAGAAGAAAAAUAAGUGGUUUUCCUUCAGAAAUCAGAAAAAACUGAAUGCUAAGAAAAGCCAGAGGAAGAGCCAUGGAAUCUGCUCGUACCAGCCAGGAGUAACAGUGCUGUGCUACGAGGAUGAGUCUCUGUCGUCACCCAACCAGCCCACCUCCCUGCAGGUCCUGUUUGGACCACCUGGUGACACAGAGGGCUCCUCCAACAGCGAAGGCAGCCACGAGACAGGCGACUCGGGCCGUUACUCUCACGACGACAUAGAGAUGACCAACCUGUCCUCUGGGCCCAGCAGCCGCCCUGCGUCUCUGAAAGAGGAGGAGAGUGGGGGGUCAGGCUGCAGUCCUGCCCAGGAGAGUGAGGGUGAGCUGGGGGAGCAGUCUCACCUCGACCUGGAGAUUGGAGAUUCCAUGGAGAAACCAUGCAACCAUCACCACGAUCAGGCCCCAGACAAUUCCCAGCCUGCACUUUCUCUCUAG
Molecule: messenger RNA, 3594 nt
Organism: Salvelinus namaycush (lake trout)
Lineage: Eukaryota; Metazoa; Chordata; Actinopteri; Salmoniformes; Salmonidae
Gene: prtga
Product: protogenin homolog a (Gallus gallus)
Exons: 20
Coding region: 1-3594 (1197 amino acids)
Biological process (GO): cell-cell adhesion; axon guidance
Cellular component (GO): axon; plasma membrane
Molecular function (GO): protein binding
Source: RefSeq, a predicted model, not a curated record